AUGUGGCAAGUAGUUUUAAUUCUAUUUCUUUUGACACAAGUAUUUUGCGUUUGGGGUAAAAUAAACCCUUUGGUGGGCGUUCUAGAAAAAGUAGUACUUUCCGUCACGCCAAAAUGUUUGCUUCAGUUUGAAGAAUUGUUUGCUAAUUUUAGUUUAAACCCAAAUUCGAUAGCACUACAAAUGGUAGAUGCUACUGCAAAAAUUCCUUCGGGAAUACUAUCUUUAAAUAUCAACGCUUUAGGCGAUUUUGAUCAGUGUAUAAAAAUUAAAACCAAUACGAGUGCAGGAUUCCUGUUAGGAAAAUAUUGUUUAGGACUUUUUGUACUUAAAAAUGAUACAAAGUUAAAGACACUUGUGACAGAUGGUCCCGAGGCUAAUUUUUUCACUGGUAAUGGCGUAGUAACCAAAAUGCCGCUUUGGGCCCUAUGCUUACCAAAUGGGUGUACUUCUGACGAUGCUAAUGUCGUCGGAAACGCUUUUCUCAGUAUGAUACUAAAAGAUAAAGGAGUUGCAGUAAAUUUUUCUGAAACGUCUUGUCAAACAAUCCAUGAGGCUUUCCCGCAACUUACCACUAAAGCAAUUAUAACAAUUAUUGUUUUAGCAAUUUUAAUAUGUAUUAUCCUGGUAGCAACUGUGUACGACCUCUAUUGCACUUUCUGGAGUAAAAGAGUGUGUCCACAGUUAACUCAAGGCUUUUCUGUCUUCACAAAUGGUCAAAAAUUUUUUAAAACUAGUCCACCUACAGCUGACCAAAUGCCAUGUCUUAAUGGUCUAAGAUGUAUUAGUAUGCUAUGGGUGGUGUACCUCCAUCAUUAUCAAAUCCUAAUGAAUGAUAUUCUUACAAAUUCAAAACACAUAGUAGAGUGGUCCGAUUCUCUCAACAGCAUGUUUGUAUCAAGUGGAACUUUAUCAGUAGACACGUUUCUCACAAUCAGCGGCGUUUUGAUGUCUUAUGGUUUUAUUAAAUCAAAAACAAAAAAAAUUCGUUUCAAUUUAUGCUUCUAUUAUCUUCACAGAUAUUUAAGAUUAACAGCACCACUUGCUGUGGUUAUAUUUGUGUUAAAAAAUCUGUACAAUUAUUUAGGCAAUGGGCCAAAAAUGCCUAUCCUGCAUGAAAUAUUUCAAAAACCUUGCGAAAAAUAUUGGUGGACAACACUUCUCUACGUGCAGAACUACGUCAAUGUUUCAGAAAUGUGUCUUGAGGAAACCUGGUAUCUUAGUAUCGACUUCCAACUUUAUGUAAUAUCACCAAUAAUAUUUUUUGCUUUGUGGAAAUAUCCAAAAAUGUGUAUUGCGACUUUGUGUGGUUGUAUUAUCGCUAUCAUGGGAGCAUCUUUUUACUCAGCAUGGGAAAACCACUUAACAGCACUUGUAGCAAAUCUUUAUGGCAAUUUUAAGGAAUAUACACACAAAUACUAUUUCUUAACACAUUUGAGAGCCUCUCCGUGGAUCAUCGGAAUAAUUUUAGGUUACUAUUUAUUUAAAAUAAAACAAAAUAACACCCAAAUAAAAAUCAAUAAAUUUAUUGUUUGUAUCACGUGGGUGAUAUGCAUUGGAGCAAUGUUAGGUUGUGUUUUGGGAGGGCAUAGUACUCUUAGAACUAAAGAAUACGACAGCUGGGGAAAUGCUCUUUAUAUAACAUUCAUACGACCGGUGUGGUCGGUGGCUAUUUCUUGGAUUAUUUUUGCCUGCACCGUCGAUUAUGGAGGCCCAGUCAACUGGUUCCUUUCAUUACCAAUAUAUCAAGUUUUAAACAAAUUUACAUACUCUAUGUAUCUAGUACACGUGGUUGUGCUUAGUGUAAUUGUUGGUAACAGAAAAUAUCCCGACCAUUUUAGUAAACUCAACAUGAUGUACGAAUACGCGGGAACAGUAUGUUUUAGUAUUGUUUUUGCACUGAUUUUGGUUUUUAUGGUCGAAUAUCCAAUGAUAGCAAUAGAAAAAUUUUUGAGAGAUAAAUUUGUCAAGAUAAGGAAGUUACCAAAGGUGGAUACAGAAGUUAGCAUGCAUGAAAAAUUAGAUGACUCCGUGUCAAUAUCUUCCUUCGAAAGACCUACUCUGUUUCUUAAAUAAUUGUUUUCGUUUGAUAUUGAAAUAAAGUGAUAAAAAUA
Messenger RNA from Tribolium madens (black flour beetle), 2111 nucleotides. Its product is annotated as nose resistant to fluoxetine protein 6-like. The record is from RefSeq and is a predicted model, not a curated record. Gene Ontology annotation, molecular function: acyltransferase activity, transferring groups other than amino-acyl groups. Bases 1 to 2073 code for a protein of 690 amino acids. The transcript has 11 exons. NCBI's taxonomy places the organism in Eukaryota, Metazoa, Arthropoda, Insecta, Coleoptera, Tenebrionidae.